AUGAGUGGUACACAAAUUUCUCCGGACUUCUGCAAAAAGCAUCCACUACAAAAUAAUUGGACGUUAUGGUUUGACAACCCGAACGGGAGCCGAAAACAGACCACAUGGGGCCAAACUCUUCGUAGCGUCUAUACUUUCGAUUCGAUCGAGGAUUUUUGGUGCCUUUACAACAAAAUUCUAAGCCCGAGUAAGUUAAUAAUGGGAACAGACUUUCAUCUUUUCAAAGAGGGCAUUGAACCGAAAUGGGAGGAUGAGAAUUGUGCAAGUGGGGGAAAAUGGACAUAUCUAUUCCCCAAAAGUAGAUCUGUGGGAGAGCUGGACGAAUACUGGCUGAAACUAUUAUUAGCUAUGAUCGGAGAACAGUUCAGCGAGCCUAAUGAAAUUUGUGGUGCAGUCAUAAGUAUCCGUCAGAAACAACAUCGCAUUGCUUUGUGGACGAAAACUUCCUCGAAUGAAGCUCAUCAACUAGCAGUUGGACGAUCGUUUAAAACUAUACUGGGGCUUGCAGAGAAUGACAAAAUUCUCUAUAUGGUACAUGAUGAUGCAAUUAGACUUGAGCGUAAAGCAAAAGAGCGCUACACCGUCUAA
Molecule: messenger RNA, 588 nt
Organism: Bathycoccus prasinos
Lineage: Eukaryota; Viridiplantae; Chlorophyta; Mamiellophyceae; Mamiellales; Bathycoccaceae
Gene: eIF4E
Product: eukaryotic translation initiation factor 4E
Exons: 2
Coding region: 1-588 (195 amino acids)
Biological process (GO): translational initiation
Cellular component (GO): cytoplasm; eukaryotic translation initiation factor 4F complex
Molecular function (GO): RNA 7-methylguanosine cap binding; translation initiation factor activity
Source: RefSeq, a predicted model, not a curated record